AUGAAAGUGAUAAUUCUGAUUUCCUUCCUGGUGACCCUUUUUUUCAAGAAUGGUGUGGAUGGACAUACUUGCAUGAAAGAAUUGUACAACAUUAAUUUUAAGGAUCUUUCAGUUACGUCCAUGGUUUUGGAUCAUACAAGUUCACGUGCAAGUUUAGGAAGCUGGGUUUAUUUCUUCUUCAGUCAUUUUUCUAACCCUACUGAUGCAAUAAAAUAUGUAGAAGAUAUAAAUAUAUACGCUUUAGAUAAUAAGGACAUGACAUGUUUUAUCAGAGCUUUCACUAUAUAUUUAAUUCAUAACUAUGCGAAGGAUAUAAAAUCUAUGUCAAAUACAGACAACUAUGAGACCUUUUUCAAAAAUUUAUUAAAAGAUGUGAACCCAGAAAUAAAUGGUGAUUUUCUUUCUCUAUUCAUGAGUCCAACGCUUUUGGGACAAAUUGAUGCCAUAGUACUUAAUGAACAGGAUGUUAAUAAUUUGAAGAAUGAUGUAAAUAUUUUUAAAAAACAAAUUUCCAAAGUUGAUAGAAAAACACAUGCAACUUACAACACUAAUCCUCUUUCAGCUUUCGCUUAUUAUGAUGUCAGGAACUUUAGAAAAGCUUAUUUAGUAAAAGAAAACCCUUCUAUUAAUAUGUCUGAAAUAUAUGCAGCGCGUGAUAUAAACUUUUUGGCUUAUCUUGGUGUUUCCGAUAUGUACUACAAUUCUGAUUUAACCCAGCCUGCUAGAGGUACUUCCAUGGUUAUUAGCAAAAGAAAAAGACUAGGAUUAAGAAAACGUAGUAGUUCACUUGUUUUAUUGGGACCACAGAAUCAUAACCCUAUCUUUGGCUUUUGUGAAAAAGAUGGAAAUGAAGAUUACUUUGGAUAUGUAGAUGAUUUGUUACCCUCCUUCUUUUCAGUUAUGAAAGCGAAAAUGAUUUAUGGACACAAAAGAUUUCUAAGGGAAUUUGACUAUUCAUUAAUACAUAAAACUUAUAAAAUGCCAAACCUGAAAGGUUUACGACUUUUGAAAAGUUUGUUCAGGAGAAAGAACUUAGAAAACUUUGUAGACAUGUAUAGUAACCUCAUGUCCAUAGAAUUGGAUUUUUUAACAGAAGAUUUCGCGGAACUGUUUGGUAUUACUAUGAACUGUAACAUGCGUGAUCAUUUCGAUCGUGCAAUAGUUAACUACCACGCGAUUAAGGAGAGGGGUAUGGAAUCCUAA
Molecule: messenger RNA, 1203 nt
Organism: Plasmodium coatneyi
Lineage: Eukaryota; Apicomplexa; Aconoidasida; Haemosporida; Plasmodiidae
Product: Rhoptry-associated protein 2
Exons: 1
Coding region: 1-1203 (400 amino acids)
Source: RefSeq, a predicted model, not a curated record